AUCUACCCCAGUUGGUCAAUCAUCCUUCCGAAGCGAGAUAUAUGAUUAGAUAUAUGAUUGGCUCCUCGUGACAAUGAACGCUAUUCGACAGAUCCAGUCGCUCAAUAAACGCGAACUUGAAAAUGCAGUCCCACCCGAAGCAUCCUGGCAUGCCGAUUACAGAGAUACAGCCUACAUAAAUAUUGGCGGCUUACCAUACGAUCUCUCCGAGGGUGACAUUGUGACAAUCUUCUCGCAAUACGGCGAACCAGUUCAUGUGAACCUUGUGCGCGAUAAAGAAACCGGAAAGAGUCGAGGAUUUGCAUUCUUGAAAUACGAGGACCAGCGCAGUACAGACCUCGCCGUUGAUAACCUAGGUGGAGCAACGGUAUUGGGAAGGGUGUUACGCGUGGAUCAUGCGAGAUAUAAGAGGCGGGACGACGAAGAGGAAGGGGAUAACGUCGCAAAACUGUUGGGCGACACGGCUGCUAAGGGUACAGGCGACAGAGAUACAGAUGAUGAGCGACGCAGACGGAGUAAGAGGAGAAUUAGCGAAGACGAUCCCCGAAGACGACCUCUACUGAAGGAAGAGAAGGAGCUCGAGGAGUUGAUGGUGAAUCAUGAUGAGGAGGACCCAAUGAAGGAGUAUCUCAUACAGGAGAAGAAGGAAGAAAUUGCACGAGCACUGGAAAAACUUGACCGUGGGAAAUCAUCUCGCAGGCGAGAAUCUAGUAGGGAAAGAUCUAGUCGCCAUCAUCGUCAACGCCACCACCGUCGCCGGCGGGAUGAGGACCGCUCCCGUUCCCGGGAGAGGAGUCAUCAGAAUCAGCGGUCACGUUCGAGAGAAGGAAGAUCCCAUCGAGACAGAUCACUCUCAAGGAAAGAGAGAAUUUACAGAGAUAGGACACCGGUGUGGUCGCGAUCACCCGAACCACGGAGAAAUCGCGAUAGGGAUGAUCGACACCGAUAAACGUCUAGCAUGUGACAACACAAAUUCUACAUCACGGUAACAAAUUUGGUCAAAUUUUCUAUAUGGUAAUCGGAGCGCGAUUGAUGGGCCACUGGCUCAAUUUCAGAUACCCAUGGAGGAGUGCGUGGAUCAGCCAAAGUGUGGGAUGGCGGUCAACAACAAAAGUGGAUGCUAGAUGCUCGACAUCUGCCAUAUG
Messenger RNA from Aspergillus alliaceus, 1145 nucleotides. RefSeq lists its product as uncharacterized. Gene Ontology annotation, molecular function: RNA binding. Gene Ontology annotation, biological process: mRNA splicing, via spliceosome. Bases 74 to 949 code for a protein of 291 amino acids. The transcript has 2 exons. Gene Ontology annotation, cellular component: catalytic step 2 spliceosome; precatalytic spliceosome; U2 snRNP. The record is from RefSeq and is a predicted model, not a curated record. NCBI's taxonomy places the organism in Eukaryota, Fungi, Ascomycota, Eurotiomycetes, Eurotiales, Aspergillaceae.